AUGGCUUACGAUGACUCCAAGAAGAAAGAAGAGUUCCUAGAGAGUGACCGAGGUGUUGAUGACGUGGGGCUGGCAACUGCAAGGAUACAGCGGGAGAAAAAACGCUCUUACAAGGAACUGCUGCAAGAGGAAGAUGAGAUAGCAACUCAGGUCAGGAAGCCCCAAAGAAAAGCUCUUGAGAGGUAUGAACUUCUUUUUCCGGGGUCAGAACCUCACAAAAAGAAGAGAAAGCACUCCUCCGAUGAGUUCUGCCACAGAGGUGUUUCGCCUUUGGAUCUACCAUCAAAGAAGAAGAAAAAAGCAGUUUCUAGCCCAUCCUCAGCUGAUACAACCAUGGAUUUACUCAAGGCUAUCACCUCACCUUUGGCCACAAGCUCAAAGUCUUCAAAGAAGACCUCUGAAAAAUCAUCUUACUCUUCCUCUGGCCAUUCUGAAAGCAAAAAGGAGCACCACAAGAAGAAGCUGAGUGGCAGCAGUGGAGAGCACUCAGUGGAUGAUAGCAGCUUCCACAAAUCUAAGAAAAUGAAACCUCUCUAUGUGAACACAGAGACCCUUACUCUCCGGGAGCCUGAUGGCUUGAAGAUGAAGCUCAUUCUUUCACCAAAAGACAAAAGUAGUGCUGCAGAUGAUGAUUCUUUUUCCUACUCUUCAGCACCAUCAGCCACAAAGAAAUCUUCAAAGAAAUCAGCUCGAGAUGAGCAAGGCUCUGUCCUGCUAGGUCAUGAACUGCAGAGCUUCCUGAAGUCAUCCCGGAAGAAGCACAAAUCACCUUCAGACUCGCAUCCACCUUCUGAAAGUUUUGGUGCUGACACUUCCCUUUUUUCAGAGGGCCAUGGGAGCGAGUAUGAGGUUUCAGGUAUGGAGGCACCACCAGAAUCUGGUUCCUCUUCUGGUGGAGAGUUGGAGGCUGGAGAGCUAGUGAUAGAUGAUUCUUACCGGGAAAUUAAGAAGAAGAAGAAGUCAAAGAAAAGUAAGAAAAAAAAAGACAAGGAAAAACAUAGAGAGAAGAAGCACUCUAGAUCUAAAAAGAGUUCUGGGCAUGCUCCUGUGGGAGCAGCAGAAGUAACAGUGUCACCACCACCUCCAUCCAGUACCCCCUAUGUUCUUCCUCCAGCUCCUCCUGCUGUUUUUCACUCAGACGGUCAAGGUGAGAAGAGGAGGAAAAAGGAAGACAAGGAGAAGGACAAAGAAAGAGAAAGAGAAAAACCAAAGAAGAAAAACAUGUCUGCCUAUCAAGUGUUCUGCAAGGAAUAUCGUACAACUAUUGUGUCUGAGCACCCUGGAAUAGAUUUUGGAGAGCUAAGUAAAAAACUGGCAGAAGUAUGGAAGCAGCUACCUGAGAAGGAUAAACUGAUCUGGAAACAGAAAGCUCAGUAUCUCCAACACAAGCAGAAUAAAGCAGAGGCCACCACUGUGAAGAGGAAGGCCUCAUCUUCAGAUGGUGCACCAAAAAUAAAAGCUUCUCCAACAGGAGUGAUUUCCCCUCAUAAGAAAUAUCCCACCAGUACCAUGGUGGUGUCCUCCUCACCAGCCAAAGUCCCUGAGACAGAUCCUAUUGAUGUGGCUGCACACUUACAGUUGCUGGGUGAAUCUCUGAGCCUCAUUGGACACAGACUGCAGGAAACAGAAGGCAUGGUGGCUGUUUCAGGAAGUUUGUCAGUACUCCUAGAUUCAAUCAUCUGUGCUUUGGGCCCAUUGGCAUGUCUGACCACACAACUACCUGAGUUGAAUGGCUGCCCUAAGCACGUUUUGUCAAACACACUAGACAACAUCGCCUACAUCAUGCCUGGACUUUGAUGGGAAAGGAUCCUGGGAUGUACUUAACCUCUGCGUAACUGACUUGUGUACAUAUGCGCUACACCG
This is a messenger RNA of Indicator indicator, 1863 nucleotides long. It is a transcript of the gene HMGXB4, whose product is annotated as HMG-box containing 4. The coding region runs from base 1 to 1797 and encodes 598 amino acids. The transcript is spliced from 12 exons. Lineage: Eukaryota; Metazoa; Chordata; Aves; Piciformes; Indicatoridae. The record is from RefSeq and is a predicted model, not a curated record.